Messenger RNA from Danio rerio (zebrafish), 1931 nucleotides. It is a transcript of the gene agmo, whose product is annotated as alkylglycerol monooxygenase. Gene Ontology annotation, cellular component: endoplasmic reticulum membrane. The record is from RefSeq and is marked validated. Gene Ontology annotation, molecular function: glyceryl-ether monooxygenase activity. Lineage: Eukaryota; Metazoa; Chordata; Actinopteri; Cypriniformes; Danionidae.
AUACGCUCUCCUCGUCAUGGUGAAGUUCAAAGGUCCGAGCGCUUGUAGGUGUUCAUAAACAACAUCCAAGUAAUGCUGAGAGUAGCUCCAGCUUCACAAACAAACACAAUGGCGCAAGUGGAAGCAAACAAUGUGACUGUUUCUCAGGGCUUUCGGAUGCUGUUCAGUCUGAUGACGCCUGAGGAAUCGUCAUUCGCGACUGUAGAAGAGGUGCCGAAAUAUGUCAAUCAGGCCACGCCAUAUUUCAUUGGCUUGAUAUUAUUGGAGAUUGUGUUGGGCUGGUUAAAGACAGAUGGCCCUCACAUUAAGAUCAACGACUUCAUUACGUCUUUGUCCGCAGGGAUGAUGUCCCGUCUGCCUCAGCUCAUGAUGAGAAGUGUGGAGCUGUCUGCUUAUAUUUAUAUCUGGGACAACUUCCAUUUUUUGGAGCUUCCCUGGGAUUCGGCUUGGACUUGGUGGCUUGCGUUUCUUGGUGUGGACAUGGGAUACUACUGGUUCCAUCGAUUCGCCCAUGAGUUAAACAUCCUCUGGGCGGGCCAUCAGGUUCAUCACAGUUCUGAAUACUACAAUCUGUCGACAGCUCUGCGCCAGUCUGUCACACAGCAGUUUUCCUCAUGGAUAUUUUACUCUCCGUUGGCGCUGCUGAUUCCUCCUUCAGUGUUUGCGGUACAUAUACAGUUCAACCUGCUGUACCAGUUCUGGAUUCAUACUGAGCUGGUCAAAGAUCUUGGACCUCUGGAGUUGAUCCUAAAUACUCCAAGCCACCACAGAGUUCACCACGGGCGAAAUCCAUAUUGCAUUGACAAGAAUUAUGCAGGAAUUCUAAUCAUAUGGGACAGGAUGUUUGGUACAUUUGCUCCAGAAAGUGAUAAAGUUAUCUAUGGACUCACACACCCAAUCGGCACAUUUGAAAUUUGGUCAGUUGAGUUCCUUUAUUAUCCGUACCUGUGGCAAAGGUUCUGGGAAGUUGAAGGGAUUUCAAAUAAGCUGUCAGUCAUUUGGAAAGGGCCAGGCUGGACUCCAGGAAAACCAAGGCUGGGAGACAUCUCUGAUAUACCUCAGAUUACAGGAGAGGAAAAACCCCACGAUCCAGCAUGGUCCCCUGUGAUGCAAGCCUAUGUGAUUCUACAGUUCUUUCUUCUGCUGGAUGUAUAUAACAGCUUGUUAUUGGAUCAGAUGAUACUUUCUGAAUUGACUGUUAUUCUCUUGACUGCAUACGUACUGCUUUCUCUGACCUCUCUGGGCUUCCUGAUUGAUCAGAGGUCUAAUGCAGCCGAACUGGAGAUGCUGAGAUGUGUUUUGAUAAUGCUCCUCCAUCGGUUUGGUUACAUCAAGCCCCUGUUGCCUGCUUUGGCUUUUCCAAUGGAGGCCUUUAUCUUGAUCUCAACAAUCUACUGGAGUCUGCAGUGUGUGAAACAGCGAACAGACAAGAUGAAGAAACAAAACUAAACAAGUGACCACAAACCACUUCAUUUAAAAAAACAAACAAAUACAAAUCAGUGUUCUGUCAGUCUGGCAUUGAUAAAAUGCUCUUCAAAUGAUAUGAAUGAAGAAAUUAACACGAUAAAGACAUUUAUUGUAUGUACAAUAUAGUUUUAGUGCUAAGAAUGGUACUAACCAGUUUAAAGCUAACUUUUUAACCUUAAGCACUUAAGUAAUGCAUGCAGUAGAUAAAUACAGAAGGUACUAACUACGUGCAUAUAAUUUUUUAGACAUUUAUAUACUCGAUUGUUUUUUAAUUUUAAAAAGUAUGUUUUAGAUUAGUUUUUUUCAUACUGAAGGGUACCUAAACUCUUGGUCGACAUGAAUGCCCAACAUGCAUUUGGGUGAAUGUGAUUUUAGUUUAAUAUUUUGUAGCUAUAUGUAUGUUGUGUUUUAGGAACAAUCUGUCUUCCUAGACUUUGAUCUGAAUAAUAAAGUAAUGAAUGGAG